Molecule: messenger RNA, 558 nt
Organism: Durusdinium trenchii
Lineage: Eukaryota; Dinophyceae; Suessiales; Symbiodiniaceae
Source: the annotation of a GenBank genome assembly
AUGGGUUUCAGCCAGGGAGGGGAGCGCCCUUCCUGCAACGCGAGUGUGAAAACUGUCCAAACCGGUGGCUCGACAAUGGCCGACUAUACCGCUGAUGCUGUAGUUGUGGCGGUGCCUUUGGGUGUGCUGCAAGCCAAUGCAGUGACAUUCUCCCCAUCACUUCCUGCCUCGUACACUGCUGCCAUAGCACGGAUGCAAUUUGGUGUUGUGAACAAAGCCGUGGCCGUUUUUGACACUGACUUUUGGUCUGCUGGGUGCAACAACGAACUCAUGCUUGCCAUCAACAAGCAGAAUGCCGGCAUUGACUCUCGGGGAAUGUUCCCGUACUUCAUGAACACUAACCGCAAUUGGAAAGGCACCAAUGCUUUGCAGUUGGGAGGUAUGCCAUUGCUUCUGAACAGAAGACAGAUGCAGAAGUGCAGGCCGAUUUCAUGUCCAGAAUCCGUCAGCAAUUUCCAAGUGCUCCCAACCCGACACGAUUCAUUCGAACAAAGUGGGGCUCGGACCCAUUUGCAAAGGGAAGUUAUACCACUCCGUCUGGCCUCAACGCCGAAAUGA